GACGUCUCGUCAAGAGCGUCUGAGGCGUCGGUUGCCGUAUUCUGGUGGGCGUACCUGCGUAGUUCUGUGUACAAUGUGGUCGCAACGAACCGUUCUCUAUGGUCUAAGUCUGACAACAAGGUCGUAGAGGAAGUCGAUUUCUCGUGCCAAAUUUUCGUUAAAUUUGUCGUUGGGGUUUUUUUUUUGUAUGAUUCGGGAAGGUUUUGGGUAUAUUGGGAAUUUUCUUGGAGUUUUGAUUGCAGAUAAACAAAGAUCAAUACAAUGCCGCAAGGACCUUCAACGAACCCUUUGAUGAAACCCUUUGUAGUUUUGGCUCUCCCUGGAAUGUAUCUUUUCUACAAGUAUAAUCAAUACAAAAGGAAAAAGAAGGAAAAUGCCAGGAGAAGAUUGACAGAAAAAGAAUUGCAACAUCUCAACAAUAAAAUCGAGAAGUUACUGAACAAACUUGAGGAAAGUGAACCAGAAUUAGCAGGAUGCCAAGAAGAAGAGUGCGUGAUAUGCAUAAACGCGAAAGCUACUAUGGAAACUGUACCAUGUGGUCAUAAGGUAGUGUGUAGAAAGUGUUUCGUAAAAACCAUACAAAUAGCUGUUUCCCAAAGACUUUUACCUCUCAGAUGUGUCAUUUGCAGAGCGAAAGUACUGAGGCUAAGGACAGGCCCGGCACUGCCCUCGUCCGUGAGUGGUUACUCAGUAAACUCAAAGGCAUCCUCUGUUCCUCAAUCCGACAGCCUGUACAGCGUAAGCAGUGGCGGCUCGUCAAUUUCUUCCAAUUCCAGUGCUUCCGAAUGCGGUCCUGGAAACCACAUAGCCAGGGGCGGAGUUGUGGGGGGUUGUUGCGGCGGAAGGUGUUCAGGGGCGUAUCCGAGACAACCGGCUGCAGGUGCGAUAAGAAGGAGUCAGCAGCACUCGUUGAAGAUGCGAAAGCAGGAUUACUGCAGAGCAGAUAACAGGUUGCCUCCUAUAAGAGAAUUGCCUGGACAGAGUCCUAGUCACAAUACACCUCCCGCUUCCACUAGAUUAAGAUGUGCACAAAAAAUCGUAACACAGUUAGAAUCGGUGUCAAUGAUGGGUAAGAAGAAAUACCAGAAAUUACCGCAAGAUGACGAUGGCGAUGAAGAAGAAGAGAGCGAAAAAUCCCUGCUUAUAGAUCGGGACAAAAAAUGGUGGAAGGAUUCAAAAUGGUCAAUAGGAGAGGAUAGGAGUGAAGAGAGAUCUGACAAUAAGAAGAACGAGAUCGUAGAAAAACAGAUGGAAAUGAAAGGGAAAGGAAAAUCUAUUUCAAAAUGCGACAAAGAAAAGGGAAAACUUGCACUGGCAGUUGGAGUAGGAGAGGAAAAAUUCUGAAAUGGAUCGCUUAAACUUUAGAAUAAGAAUGGUUGGAAAGUAUUUGGCAAUAUCAAAUUAAUUUGGAUCAAGUCCUCAUUACUGUGAAAUGUGAUUCAUAACAAAUGUAUCGAUCUUGGAAGAAAUUUUUCAUUUCAAACCUUCAAAGGGCAUAAAAUUUAAUUUUAGGAAUUUUAUUAUGAAUUCUGAUUAUUCACAACACAAGAAAAAAUUUCAAAUUUUCAAACCUUCUCUUAAGUUCUCUUUAUCAGUAAUUUCUAAUUUCUUUAUUGGCAAAUCAAAUUAUGUGAGAUCCGUUCACAUGGAAAUAUAUCAGUAAUAAAUAUUCGCCAAAAAUAUUUCACUUCAGACUCUAUAGUUUAACUCUUGUACACCCAGCUGCAGUAACGUUCAUUCAAAUUUAAUGUCUUCAUUAAAAUUUUAAUCCUCCAAUACGAGUAGCCUAUUGGCUACCUGGCCGUUUAAUGAAGGAUUAAUUAAUUUUAAAGCGGCAUUAAAUUUUAACGAACAUUCCUGCAACUAUGUGCAUCAAAUCAACUAUCUGAAUCUCAUAGUUAAUUUUCUUGUAAUUUUCUUAACUUUUACAUAACUUAAUCAUUUGUACAUUUGAAAUGGAUCAAUUCAUUGGGCUUGAUUCAAAAUGUCAAUUUCUGUCAAUUAUUUCUGAAGCAAAUAAUUUCUCUAAGAUUUUAAUCAACUUUAUAGUGUUCAAUUUUUCUGAUAUUGUAUAUCAAUGUUUUGCAUCGCACAUAAUAUUCAUAUCAUAAUAUUGUUAUUAGAACUUGAGUUCGAAUGCUUUCAUUAUGUAAUAAAGAAUAUUGUUCUUUUUAAUUGAAAGUUAAUCAUCAUGGAUUCCUUAAAAUUGAGAAUAUAAAAUCUAUUAUUUCUCUUUCAUGAUACCAUUAAAUGAUAGCAAUAGUAGAUAAGAUUAUCAUUUUUUGCAUUUAUAUUUAUAUCAGUUUAUAUCAAUGAACACUAUAAAAAUUGAGCAUCUUUGAAUCAGAUGAAUACAUGUGUUUUAUAAGCAAACCACUUCAAUUCAUAAUAUCUAUGCUUACAAUUACAUAUUAAGCUAUUCUGACUCAUAAUAAUCUGUGAUAAAAUAGUUUAUUUGGCCGAAAAGCUUACCUAAAUAUUAUGCAAAUCUUGAGAUGAAUAGCAAAAUCAAAAUGUAAAUUUUGAACGGUUGUGAUUUUUUAUCUUAUCUCGCAUUUAUCUAUCAUACUUCUUGCUUAUUUAGGUAAGCUAUUCAAGUGCCAUACGUAUUCAUUGUUUGUUGUAGCAUAAAAUAUCGUUUUCAUUUCAUAAGAUUCAAAGAGAAUUUUUUGAUUACCAUUAAGGUUUCAUAUGGGGUUGCUGAAGAUCUAUCCACAUAUUACCAUGUUUUUAUGAAAUGAAUAAGUACAAUUUGAUGAACAUCCUGUAUACAUCGUUGAUACCCGAUCCAUUUAGUCAGAAAUCACCCUGUACGAAAACGAACGAUCAAUACGUAGUCUUAGUGAAAAACAUAUCGUUUUACAAUAAAUAAAAAUCAAAAAAUCAAUUAGUGACAUCGGAGGUGUUAUAAUCGAUCUGUUUUCGUAUAGGAUCAAUUGUUUUAAAAUGUUGGCAAUAAAAUUUUAAAGAUUAUUGAUUGAAACAUUUUAGACGUCGCCAUUUGCGAUGUUGCAGACAUAGAGUUUUAGUUUUGUAUUAAUUAAUAGGUGUUGUGAAAACCGAAGUGUUCCUGAAAAAUAUUGAAGGCUCGUUCAGUAAACAAUCCUGCUAAGAUGCAUCAACCGUUGUUAAUUUCUUUGAAAUUUGAUCCCUGUUUUUAUCCUCACUGAAAGUAUGAUACUCCUUGGCCUAUGUGAGAACGUUUAACUUCUCUUAUUACUUAAUACAAUCUCAAUUCAAGUUAAUUCUCUUUAUUGAAACGGUUCCUAACAAUUUUAGUUAUGACCUAGAUAUGUAGGCCACCUGUAAAGAUGCUAAUCAAGUCAAAAUUUGAUAAUUUUUUUUUACCUGUCAGAAAAUUUUUUUUUUUUCAAUCCAGCUUUGCCAAAAAACACUCAAAACUUCACUCGAGCAUAGAGAUUAUAAGGGGUACUUAUUUGCGCAUAAUUUUUUCAAAUUUAUUGAAUAUUGAGUGCUCUUCAAGGCUUUUUUUCAAUAAAAUAUUGUCUUGCAGCAUUAUUUUCUAUCGAAGAUUUUACACAUACCUACUCAUCUCAAUAAAACCUAAUCUAAACGCAGUUUUUAUUGCAUUAAUAUAUUGACUGGGGUAAAAUGUUUUACUUUACCUCUUUCAUAGACGAAACUGUGUCAUUUUUGAUAACAUCUACCUUCAAAAUCCCUUGCAUUAAUAAUAUUAUCGUGCUUAAUUUUAUGUUGGUAGUUGCAAAAUGGUGAAUGCGCUUAUAUUUCAAAUUACUACUCAAAUGAGCAUCAAAAUUGUCAAACGUGCUUUCGAGAAGUAUCAGAUUAAAGAAGAGUUACUUCUUCCUGGAAAAAAGUUAUUCUCAUAAAAAAGAACGUGAAUACUUAUCAUGAGUUACUUUUUUAGACGCUGAUAAUAUACUUUUUCAGUUCCUUUUGAAAGAUAUCUGACAGUAAAUAAGAUACCUCAAGAUAUUUGAGUACCUAACUCUAACGUAACUCAGAUCCUUUUUAUGAAAUAUCUCAUAAUGGAGAGGCUGACUCACAUAAUAUAACUUUUUAUGCAAAAUGUGUUAUUUUUCGUAUUUGAUACAAGUUUUCAGAGUGUUGUAUUGAAAAAUUCGAUAUUAUGGACUGAUGCAUCAUGAGAAUCAAUAUUUUUCAACCAAUUAUCACUGCGGAAAAUUGUGGUUACAAUAAAUAGAUUAUGAAGA
Molecule: messenger RNA, 4196 nt
Organism: Harmonia axyridis
Lineage: Eukaryota; Metazoa; Arthropoda; Insecta; Coleoptera; Coccinellidae
Exons: 6
Coding region: 262-1344 (360 amino acids)
Source: RefSeq, a predicted model, not a curated record